Molecule: messenger RNA, 1641 nt
Organism: Trichoderma breve
Lineage: Eukaryota; Fungi; Ascomycota; Sordariomycetes; Hypocreales; Hypocreaceae
Product: l-lysine 6-monooxygenase (NADPH-requiring) domain-containing protein
Exons: 3
Coding region: 1-1641 (546 amino acids)
Biological process (GO): intracellular iron ion homeostasis
Source: RefSeq, a predicted model, not a curated record
AUGUCUCCCCACAGCGAAGUUACGCUCAAUGAGACGCCAAACGGCAGCGAGCCAGCCACGCCAAACGGCAGUGAACAAGCUCACCACGGCGGCUUCGACAGCUCUUCGCCAUACAUCAUUGGUGCGACUGAGCAGAGCAACAGAAGCCCCGCGCCGUUGACCAACGGACAUCAGUCUGGACGCAAGAUGCACAAGAACAAGUCGCCAUUCCUAGUUCAAUCGGCCUCGGAUUCCGAGUUUGACCUCAUCUGUGUCGGAUUUGGCCCCGCCAGUCUUGCUGUAGCUGUCGCUCUUCAUGAUGCGGUGGCUUCGGGCCAGCAGCUACUGCCCGGUGGCUCAACCCCCAAGGUCCUAUUCAUCGAGAAGCAGAACCGCUUCGCCUGGCAUGCGGGCAUGCUCCUCCCCGGUGCAAAGAUGCAAAUCUCCUUCAUCAAGGAUCUAGCCUCCCUGCGGGAUCCGCGGUCAGAGUUUACGUUUCUCAAUUACCUGCACCGCAAUGGACGGCUGGUAGACUUUACCAACCUGGACACCUUCCUGCCAGCACGCGUAGAGUACGAAGACUAUCUCCGCUGGUGUGCAUCAUAUUUUGAGCACUUGGUUCAGUAUGGCCAAGAGGUGGUGUCUGUUUCUCCCGAGUUGAAAAAGGGAGACGCGGUCCGCACAUUUGCGGUGCAGUCGCGAAAUUCAAAGACUGGUGAGACGCUGACCUUCCGAGGCCGCAACGUUCUCAUUGCCGCCGGUGGACAGCCAAAUUUCCCAAAGAGCUUCCCUUCCAAGCAUCCCAGGAUCAUUCACUCCUCCCAAUAUGCCUACAUGGUACCAGAAAUCCUUUCCAAGAAGGAUGCUCCCUAUCGUGUCGCCGUUCUCGGUGCGGGCCAAAGCGCUGCAGAGAUCUUCCACAACAUCCAGACGUUGUAUCCAAACUCAAAGACAGCGCUGGUGAUGCGACCCGAGUUCCUAAGGCCCAGUGAUGACUCUCCUUUUGUCAACUCAGUCUUCAAUCCCGAAUACAUUGACACGAUCUUCCCCAAGUCAGCAAGGCACCGCAACAACUUCUUGGCUGAGGCUCGGGCUACCAACUAUGGUGUUGUCAGACUAAAUCUCAUUGAGGAGAUGUAUGAGCGUCAGUACGAACAAAAGCGAGACCUCGGCACGGAUGAGAAGAAGUGGCCUCAUAGAAUCAUGGGUGGCCGUCAGAUCACUAGCAUUGAGCCGCGGGAGGAUACCUUGGAGCUCAAGGUUCAGCACGUCUCAGACAGCGAGUUUGAAGGCUUUGUCGACCUUGUCGAUGAAGAGACUCUCGAGGUGGAUCUACUCAUUGCUGCUACCGGCUACCAGCGCAAUGCGCAUGUCGAGAUUCUCCGCGGUACCUGGGAUAUGCUGCCCAAGGCUUCGCCAAUUGGCCAAGAGUAUAACAAGGGCAUCACCGGAUGGAAGGUCGAGACCGACCAGGGCGAGCGCAAGCUGUCAGUUGGCCGAGACUACCAAGUCAAGUACAAGCCCGGAUCAGUAGCAAAGGAGUCGGGCGUCUGGCUUCAGGGAUGCUGCGAAGGCACCCACGGGCUGAGCGAUACUCUCCUGUCGGUGCUGGCAACACGGUCGGCAGAGAUUGUAAACUCCAUCUUUCCCAGCAACCAAUGA